CUUUUCUCUUAUCAAUUGUCAACUCCUCGCAUGGCAUUUGGCGAGGGCGGAGGACAGCAUCCUUGCAUGGACAGUAUCCUUGCAUAACGUUGUCAUUUACAGACCUCAUAUGCCUCGCUUAAGAGCCCAGUUGGUGUUAAUAUAGGUUACCGGACGCGUUCUACCUCGGCUUAGGUCAGGCGGGCAACAGCCAUGCGACCACCGAGCGUGUCGCUAGAGCGCCCUAUACCUGGAAUGUCAUUUCGGUGCAGCGCGUCACGAACAACCAUUGUUUCCAGUCUGCAAACUCAUUAUAGGAGCCUAGUGCUCCCAAGGUUUGCGUUUCCUUGCAUUGCAGCCCCUCAGUGUCACGCGCGAAAGACAUUCCGCACACCUAUGUACUGGCAUGCCCAUGCCGCUAACAAUGGGGCUGGCAAUUUUGAAAUUCCAUCUGACGGUUACGUUCGUUCCGCGACCGGGCAACUGCAUCCAACUGAACCAAGCGUCAACCCCGCCUCCCAACCCACUGCUGGGAGUGCGGCGGCGACAACAACUCCUACAGCGAAUGCGCCCCUUCGUGAGUUCCUUAACUUUGGAGCUGUCAGAGUACGACUUAACCGAAUCCGUACGAGCUUGAUCCAAGCAUUCCGCGAUUGGCUUGCAUGGGCCUUACAGCUGCUGCAGUACCGCCUCAUGCUGCUGCUGCGGCUGCCCACUUGGGGCAAGCUGGCGGCGCUGGUGGCGGCCGGGCUGCCGGUGGUGGCGGCGGGCAGCUGGGGGCUCAGACAGGUGUCUGAGGUGUCCUGGCAGGAGGCGCUGCAGUACUGCUUCUACGUGCUUAACAACGUGCCGGGCACCGAUGUGACUCGGCUGCCCUCCCUGCCGCCCCGACUGGUGCUCAUCGCCGUACACCUCACCUCGCUGUGGAGCUUCGCGGCGCUGGUGGGGCUCGUGACGGAGGAUGUGCGGGCGGCGGUGGAGGGGAUUCGCAGCGGCAACUUCCCGCUCCCCGCCCGCGGCCACACACUGCUGCUGGACCCCAAGGUGCCACCGCACCGUCUGCGGGAGCUGGUGCAGCAGGUGGUGGCGGUGCGGCAGAGCGGGCGGCCCGGGGAAGGGAGCCAGGGAGGGGUGUUCCCCGGGUGUAUUGCCGUACUCAGCACGCAGCCCAAGGCGGAUCUGGACGAGCAGCUGGCCUCCUGGCUACCGCCCAGGCUGGCUCGGUUGGUGGUGACACGGCACGGGAGCCCCAUGAAGGUAGACGACCUGCGCCGUGUGGCCGCCGCAGCAGCGCAUACCGUGAUCCUGUUGGCUCCCAGCGGACCCAUGGGUCACCAGCAGCCCUCCACUGGGGAGGGAGAGGACAGCUGCGAUGACGGCGACGAGGGACCCAUGGGUCAUUCCGACGGCUACACUGCUUCUUUGUCUCCGGAGCUUCAACAAGAGCUCUGUCUCGUGGCGUUGAUGGCCCUACACUCAGAAACAACGACAACGGCAACGGCGGCUUCGUCAUCGUUCCCCAUUGCCGUACCAUCCCAUUGGCAAUGGCCCUUGCGGCGGCAGCUACAGCAGCGACAACAGCGACAGCGAGUGGUGGUUGAACACAGUUGUACGGCACUCGAGGCUGCUACAGCUCACAUGGAUGCACGGCAGGAGGCAUGGUUGUUCGACAGCGCUUAUUUCCACGGAACAAACACGAUCAGCGCCGGUUACUAUGUAAACGACGAUUUCGUAGAAGAUGAGGAUGAUGAUGAGGAGCAGCAGGAGGAGGAGGAGGGAGAAGAUCCCUUCUUGCAGGUCACCCACGUGUCUAGUCUCAGUAACGCCUUCAGCCGUGUUGCCGUACAAUGUGCCGUACAACCGGGUCUGGCCGCCGUAUUCGACGCCAUCUUUUGUCGCCGCAAUGGCAGCGCUGGUAGCGAUAGCGGCGGCAGUAGCGGCGGUAGUGGCGCUUCCCUGCACGUGGUUCCUCUGCCGGACCAUUUGGCAGGCCUCACCUUUGCCCAAGUCCGCCGGCACUUCCCCCGUGCUGCCGUCUGCGGCAUCAUACUACCACCCUCCACCACCUCCACCUCCUCCUCCUCCUUUGCCUCAACCGCUACCUCCUCCUCCGCCUCCACCACUGCUGUCCCGCCCCCGUCCCCCUUCCUCCCGCCCCCUCCACCACCACCUCCCGGCCCCGUGCUGCUGUGCCCCCCCGACCACCUGCUCAUGCAGCAACCCGGGCAGCUGCAGCUGCUGCUGCUGGCACCCAGCAGACGGGAUUGCACCCCCGCUACUGCCACUGCCACUGCCACUGCUGCCGCCGCUGCAGCCAGCGCUACUGCCUCCACCGCUGCCAGCGACUGUGGCGCAGCGGACAAUGACAGCGAUGACGGAAUUACCAGCGCUUGUGAAAGCCGCGGCGGCAGCGGUGGCAGUAGCCGUACUGGCUGCUGGUUUUGCAGCACAGCAGACGGCGACAGGUGCAGUGCAGUUGGCGGCAGCAGCCGCAGUAGCACCCCUGCCGCUGCUGCCGCUGGUUUCCAGUUGGUGCUGGUGUCCCUGGACAGCAGGGGGGGGCUGGGUGCGGCGCUGCGGGGGGCGCUGCGGGAGUUCAUGCGGCCGGGCAGCACCGUGACGUUGGUGACACCGGAACCCUGCCCCGACCUCGACCUCAACAUGGACAUGGACCUGACUGCGGGUGGUGGUGAUGGUGGCAGCAGUGACAGCACCCCUGGCGGUGGUAGCGGCGGCGGGGGUGCUCGCCUGCAUUUCCGUAACCUGGUUGGGGACCCACUGUCAGCGGGGGCAAGGGCGGGGGCCAGCUUGGGAGGUGCAGCGGCGGCGGCGGGGGACGAGGCAGUGUUGUGGCGUGCGGGCGUGGCCGAGGCGGAUGCGGUCAUCCUCACCGGUCUGGACUCCCUGCCCCAGGAGCAGGCAGAUGCCACCGCAGCGGCUCUGGCGCUCACACUGCAGAAACUGCUGGCACGGGCGGCGGCGGAGGCGGAGAUGGUGGCGGAGGAAGCGGCGGUAACGGCAGCGGCAAUGACGGGGGCUGAGGUGGCGGCGGCGGCCAGUGCUGCCGUCGUCAGCCCUGCCGCGCACGCUGAUGCUGGCUCUGCUGCCGCCAGUGGCCCGAAGAGCAGUUCAGCGGCUGCGGCGGGGACGUCAGCAACAGCGCCGCCGCCGCCGUCACAGCUGCUGCCGCCGCUGACGUUUGUGUGUUCGUUGUACGACACCCAAAACCGAACUGUACUGCAACAUAUAGCUGCCGCCGGGGAAGCGGCGGGUGCUGCGGGGAACGCUGCCAGGGCUAGGAGUAGUAACGGCAGCAGGGUGCUGGCGGCGGCGGCGGCAGGAGGAGGAAGGGGGGGAGGAAGGGGGCGAGGUGGUCCCCGCCCCCGCCCACGAGGGCUGCGAGUGGAGGUGAUUGAGCCGGCGGCACUUCAGAGCGGCAUGCUGGCACAGGUUGCCUCCGAGCCGCUGCUGGGCCCCUGCCUGGCAGACCUGCUGGACGAGCAGGGGUGCGAGCUGUACGUCAGGAGGCCCGAGGAGUACGGCUUGGUGCCGUACAGCCACGUCACCUGGGGGCAGGUGUGUGAGGCCGUCCGUGGGGCGGGGGGCCCGGCAGGAGGAGGAGGCAGUUGCGAUGUUGCAUUGGGGUACAUCACCACGCAAGCAGCAGCAGCAGCAGCAGCAGGGGACGGAAGGAGGAGCGGCAGGAGUGGCGCCGGUAACAUAAACUGGAG
This is a messenger RNA of Astrephomene gubernaculifera, 3710 nucleotides long. The record is from the annotation of a GenBank genome assembly. Lineage: Eukaryota; Viridiplantae; Chlorophyta; Chlorophyceae; Chlamydomonadales; Astrephomenaceae.